Messenger RNA from Pestalotiopsis fici W106-1, 1344 nucleotides. RefSeq names its product Serine/threonine-protein kinase SSN3. The transcript has 2 exons. NCBI's taxonomy places the organism in Eukaryota, Fungi, Ascomycota, Sordariomycetes, Amphisphaeriales, Sporocadaceae. Gene Ontology annotation, molecular function: ATP binding; cyclin-dependent protein serine/threonine kinase activity; RNA polymerase II CTD heptapeptide repeat kinase activity. Gene Ontology annotation, biological process: protein phosphorylation. The coding region runs from base 1 to 1344 and encodes 447 amino acids. Gene Ontology annotation, cellular component: mediator complex; nucleus. The record is from RefSeq and is a predicted model, not a curated record.
AUGAGCCUCAAUAACCCAUCAUCAGGACCCUCGGGGCCCGGGUCUGUCGCUGCGCGAAACCAAGGCCUGAAGCGGAGUGUCCAGGCUGCGUUUGACGACCCAGUAGAUCGCGGACAGGAGCGUUAUCAGAGCAAAGUUCGAGUCAUGGACAAGUACAAGGUUGUCGGCUUUAUCAGUAGUGGAACAUAUGGCCGCGUCUACAAAGCCCUUGGUCGCCAGGGUCAGCCUGGAGAGUUUGCCAUUAAAAAGUUCAAGCCGGACAAGGAGGGUGAACAGAUUCAGUACACGGGCAUUUCCCAAUCAGCCAUCAGAGAAAUGGCCCUUUGCUCGGAGCUUAACAAUGCCAAUGUUAUUCGCUUGGUCGAAAUCAUCCUUGAAGAUAAAUGCAUUUUCAUGGUAUUCGAAUAUGCCGAGCAUGACUUGCUACAAAUCAUUCACCAUCACACGCAGAACCCAAGGCAUCCUAUACCUCCUGCGACCGUCAAGAGUAUCAUGUUUCAGUUAUUAAACGGCUGCCAGUAUCUCCACAGCAAUUGGGUCCUUCAUCGAGACUUGAAACCCGCAAAUAUCAUGGUCACAUCGGCAGGUCAGGUCAAGAUUGGAGAUCUUGGUCUCGCAAGACUCUUUUGGAAGCCUCUUCACUCGCUAUUCAGUGGAGACAAGGUUGUCGUCACAAUAUGGUACCGCGCACCCGAACUUCUACUUGGCAGUCGACAUUACACACCAGCCAUUGACAUGUGGGCAGUUGGCUGCAUUUUCGCUGAACUCUUGUCCUUGCGGCCAAUUUUUAAAGGGGAGGAGGCCAAGAUGGAUUCGAAAAAGACGGUUCCCUUUCAACGGAAUCAGAUGCAAAAGAUUGUUGACAUUAUGGGAUUGCCCACUAAAGAGCGCUGGCCUUUUCUCACGAGCAUGCCAGAGUAUUCGGCACUGAGUACUUUACAACCCCCCAUGCUCCAUCAUCACUCACAUCAUCAGAAUCGCAACACAUGCCAUUUGGAGAAAUGGUACUACAGCACAAUCGGUACACAUUCUUCCACAUCAUCACCGAACUCCAAUGCCGCCCUGUCUUCCCUCGGCGCUGAGGGUUACAAACUCUUGGCAGGGCUUUUGGAAUACGACCCAGAGAAGCGACUGACUGCUCAGCAAGCACUUACCCAUCCCUUCUUUUCAACGGGAGAUAAAGUGACCAAUAGCUGCUUUGAAGGAAUCAAAGCUUCGUACCCUAUGCGCAGAGUCAGCCAGGAUGAUAACGACAUUCGAACUUCGUCGUUGCCUGGGACAAAGCGCAGUGGCUUGCCAGAUGACACGCUCAUCCGGCCAGUCAAAAGAGUCAAGGAGGGUUAA